CGAUCAUUGGUUAGGAAAUUGAAUUUAUCAAAAGCCGGUGCACUGCGUUGUUUCGAGAUUCCUUUGCGGAGGAUUUAAUAUAUUUUCAAAUUGGUGAUACAACAAGUUUUUAACGUUAACAAUCAUGGAACUCACAGAUGACAAUUUGAUGACGCUUAGCGAAUAUCUGAAGCAUACACUUAGCCCAGAUGUAAAUAUUAGACGACCAGCUGAGAAGUUUUUAGAAUCAGUUGAAGUGAACCAGAAUUAUCCAUUGCUUCUUUUACAUCUCGUGGACAAGUCUGAAGUCAAUAUAACCAUCAGAAUUGCUGGUGCAGUUGCAUUCAAAAAUUAUGUGAAACGUAACUGGAAAGUGGAAGAAGAUUCCGUAGAUCGUAUUCACGUGCAGGACAGGGAAACCAUAAAGAAAUUAAUUGUUAAUUUAAUGUUACAUUCUCCAGACUCCAUUCAAAAACAGUUAUCUGAUGCUGUUUCAAUCAUUGGAAAGUAUGAUUUUCCAAAUAAGUGGCCAGAGCUUAUAGACCAAAUGGUUGAGAAAUUUGGUACAGGAGACUUUCAUAUUAUUAAUGGUGUCUUGCAUACUGCGCAUUCACUAUUUAGAAGAUACAGAUACGAGUUUAAAAGUCAAAGCCUGUGGACUGAGAUCAAAUUUGUAUUGGACGGAUUUGCGAAGCCGCUAACAGAGUUGUUCGUUGCUACAAUGAAUUUAACGGAAGUACAUGCGAACAACGUUGAUGCAUUGAAAGUUAUUUACAGUUCUUUGGUAAUUCUAUCGAAAGUGUUCUUCUCCCUCAAUUACCAAGACUUACCAGAGUUCUUCGAGGAUAAUAUGGCUACGUGGAUGAGGAAUUUUCAUAUUUUAUUGAACACUAACGUUCCUUCCCUGCAGUCUACCGACGAGGAAGAAGCGGGAGUAAUCGAACAAUUAAAGUCACAGGUCUGUGACAAUAUUGGCCUUUACGCUCAGAAAUACGACGAAGAGUUUCAACCGUAUCUACCCGAAUUCGUAACCGCGGUUUGGAAUUUACUGACGUCUACGGGCCAGCAACCGAAAUACGAUACAUUAGUUUCAAACGCUUUGCAAUUUUUAGCAACGGUUGCCGACCGUGCUCAAUACAGACACUUGUUCGAGGAUCCAACUACUCUAGGUAGUAUCUGCGAGAAAGUUAUAAUACCUAAUAUGGAAUUCCGAGAAUCGGAUAAUGAAUUGUUUGAGGAUAAUCCGGAGGAAUAUAUCCGACGGGAUAUCGAGGGUAGCGACGUCGAUACGAGAAGACGCGCCGCUUGCGAUUUAGUCAAAGUGCUCUCGAAAUAUUUUGAAGCGAAGAUAAUGGAAAUUUUUGGUGCCUACAUACAGGUCAUGUUACAAACGUAUGCCGAGAAUCCUGCAGAUAAUUGGCGGAGCAAAGACGCUGCUAUUUAUUUGGUCACCAGUAGCGCGAGCAAAGCUCAGACGCAGAAACACGGUGUCACACAGAGUAGCGAGCUCGUCCCAUUGCCGCAAUUCGCGAUGCAGCAUAUCGAGCCGGAAUUAGUUAAACCAAACGUGAACGAAUUCCCUGUGCUGAAAGCUGAUGCGAUUAAAUUUAUAAUGACGUUCAGAUCAGUAUUACCGAGGGAAAUGAUAGUUGGCAGUUUACCGCAGUUGAUCAGACACUUAAGUGCCUCAAAUAUAGUUGUGCACACUUACGCUGCUUGUGCGAUCGAGAAAAUAUUUGCAAUGAAAGGACCAGACAAUUUAGCUUUAGUGAAAGGAAAUGAUUUAUCACCGUUGACAGCGGAUCUGUUGAAAGGACUAUUCGCGUGUUUAAACAUACCAGGCUCGGAGGAGAACGAAUACGUGAUGAAAGCCGUUAUGAGAAGUUUUGGUACCUUGCAAGAGAUAAUUGUGCCAUUUUUAGCAGAUCUGUUGCCGAAGCUCACGGAGAAACUUGCUAUUAUAUCUAAAAAUCCAAGUCGCCCCAACUUCAAUCAUUACCUCUUCGAAACGUUCGCUUUAUCGAUUAAAAUUGUUUGUAAAACGCACAAAGUCGCGGUUUCAUCGUUUGAAGAAACUUUGUUCCCAAUUUUCCAAGAGAUUUUACAGCAGGAUGUUUCAGAAUUUCUUCCAUACGUCUUUCAAAUUCUCGCUUUGCUCUUGGAAUUACGAACUCAGGAAAUACCGGAAGCGUAUUUGGCCUUGUUCCCUUGCCUGUUGUCAUCCGUAUUAUUCGAACGACAAGCUAACAUUCAUCCGUUAAAUCGACUGUUAAGAGCGUUCAUUAGUCACGGUGCACAGCAUAUAGUAGCUCAAGAUAAAUUGAAUGGUCUGCUAGGUGUAUUCCAGAAACUUAUUGCUUCCAAAGUGAACGAUCAAGAAGGUUUCCUAUUGUUGCAAAGUAUCAUUGAACAUUUUGCACCGAAUAUAUUGGAGCCGUACAUGAAACAAAUUUUCGUAUUACUUUUUCAACGUCUUUCAUCGUCGAAAACGACGAAAUUUGUAAAGGGUCUAAUCGUGUUCUUCGCGUACUACAUCAUUAGAUACGGUUCAAAUAGUUUAGUUACAAUUGUAGAUCAAAUACAGUCUAGGAUGUUUGGUAUGGUCGUGGAACGCGUAUUAAUAGCAGAUCUGAAAAAGGUGUCUGGUGACAUCGAGCGAAAAGUAACAGCUGUCGGAAUGUCGAAUUUGUUGAUCGAUUGUCCGGCGCUGCUUGAAAAGCCGUACAAUACGUAUUAUCCUAGUUUGUUGGCGACGUUAGUAGAAUUUUUUGAAUUACCGCAGGAUCAGACUACGAUACCCGAGGAUAGCAUUAUUUUUCCCGAACCCGAAGACGCGCCCGGUUACCAAGUCGGAUACAGUCAGCUGCUUUGCGCGAAGAACCCUACGAAGGAUCCUUUGGAAGCUAUCGGCGAUGUGCGUUUGCAUUUGGCACAAGGUCUGGCAAGAUUAUCACCGAGACAACUGCUGAGUAUCCUAGACCAAAUCCCGGAACCAAACGCAAACCAUUUGAGGAGCUACCUGCAAACGGUCGGCAUUACUGUUGCAUAAUACGAGCUAGACGUCCGAGAUAGACUGAAAGUUCACCUGAUAGCUCGGAAAAUAAAUAACAUUGAAUUAAACAAAUUGUAACGAGAGCGAACGAAGUUGUUUUCCAGUACUCUUGUGUUUAGAAGAACGUGUAACGAGACUGAAUAUUGUACGUUUACCUGUCGUGUAAUUGAUUAUCUCAUUUAUUAUUAAUACUUUUUAUGCGAUAAAAUCGUAUCAGAGUCUGCGACUCAGGGAUUAACAAGUAGAAAAAAUGGAAAACGAAAAAAAGAUUGUAGCAAAAAAGUAAUUAACGAACAUGUUAUCUGCGUGCGAAAACAUUCCCGAGUAUUGUUUCGAAUCCGAAUCAGUUUUUGUAAAAUAAAACGGGAGUGAUAACCGCAAGUUUACCUUUAGACUAUAGCUGGUCUCUUAUUUAAUAAAAAUACGUGAAUGUCUAAUCAAAUGACGGUGUUGUAUAAUGGCCUGUGAGUAAAUUAAUUGUUAAGUACUUUUUAAGCUUAGAUGUACAAUUUUUAUGCCUACUAUCUUUGUAACGAUUGUUGAACAAAAAUUUUAAUCGCAUUUUGUAUUUUAAA
Molecule: messenger RNA, 3606 nt
Organism: Ceratina calcarata
Lineage: Eukaryota; Metazoa; Arthropoda; Insecta; Hymenoptera; Apidae
Gene: Cse1
Product: chromosome segregation 1
Exons: 16
Coding region: 125-3028 (967 amino acids)
Biological process (GO): protein export from nucleus; protein import into nucleus
Cellular component (GO): cytosol; nuclear envelope
Molecular function (GO): nuclear export signal receptor activity; small GTPase binding
Source: RefSeq, a predicted model, not a curated record